CAUCUUCGACGGCUUCACCACUCUCUUCCCUGAAAAACCAAACUAAAUGAGAUUCCCAAGCAUGAACAAACGCACACACACCCAAUUUAACAUACCAAAAUUAUUAAAGACCUUUACGAGUCUGAGGGAUUUUUUCCUGGCGAUUUGGAGGCAAUUCAUUAUUAUUAUUUUUUUCCCUUAUCUAGUUCCGUUCAUUCUGGUUCACUAGUACGGACAAAGCAAAAACAUCGACUCUUACAUUAAUUCCGAAAGAGAUGAGUGGGGAAGGGAAGGUAGUCGGCGUCACCGGAGCAUCGGGAUUCAUAGCAUCUUGGCUCGUCAAGCUUCUGCUCGAUCAUGGGUACACCGUUAAAGCCAGUCUUUGGUAUAUCCUUUCAAAGACAUUAGCUGAAGAGGCUGCUUGGAAGUUUGCAAAGGAGAACAGGCUUGACUUGAUUACAAUAAAUCCAGGAUUUGUGAUUGGUCCUAUUCUACAACCAACCAUUAAUCUCACUGUGGAGCUCAUAUUGAAUAUCGUCACUGGACGAGAACUCCCACCACAUGGUGUAUUUAUGGAUGUUCGAGAUGUUGCACAUGCUCAUAUUCAAGCAUUUGAGAUUCCUUCAGCUACUGGCAGGUACUGCAUGGUUGAAAGCACCGUAGAUGUUACUGAGUUGUGGAAGAUCUUGCAUCGACUUUUCCCUAUAUUCCACCUCAAUGAAAAAUUUGAGGAUAAACCUAUUCAAAAUGUGUUCCAAAUAUCCAAAGAGAAAAUUAAGAGCUUGGGUUUUAACUUCAUACCUUUGGAGCAUCUUCACUCUUCCUUGGUAGUUUUUGAUGGUUCUGGUGGAGGUACCUUAACAAUACCUAGUUGGCCGCCAUCCUUGGCGGCCACUGUGGCUGCUUUUAUCUCAUUACAAUGGUUUAUGAACUUGGUCAGCUCUUGGACUCAUGAGAAAAAUCAUAACUCAAAUUGGCAACUCGAAUGAAGCAUAGUAAUACCGCUCAGUAGGGGCAGUAAAGCAUAACAUUGAUGUAGCUUGUUGUUUAGAGAACCGAACGCUGCAAAUGCAAGUUUUAAAGUAAUAAUGCAAUUUUUAUAAU
Molecule: messenger RNA, 1083 nt
Organism: Rubroshorea leprosula
Lineage: Eukaryota; Viridiplantae; Streptophyta; Magnoliopsida; Malvales; Dipterocarpaceae
Source: the annotation of a GenBank genome assembly